CACGCUCAAAAGCAGAGAGGCUUUAAAAAAACACAACCAGGACGCUACCGGGAUCCUCUGGAGGACAGCACACCGCCACUGCGUCUCCUGAAGCUGCUGUUAAAAUGAACCACCUGAGACUUCCCGCCCUUGUGCUCGCGCUGCUGCUCGCCCUACGGUUCGCAGACGCGGCGCCAAACAGGUAUUCCAUUUCGUCCAGCGAGCAAGUUGAUGAUGCACCAGAGAGGGAAAGCUGGAUGUUACCGGGAUUCUCAGCACACCCGUUCCUCAGUUUGGUGGGCUCGCGACCCCAGAGAGCUGUCUCAUCGACAAACAGCCACCACUUGGAGAAGCGCAAAUGUAACACAGCCACCUGCGUGACGCAGAGACUGGCCGACUUCCUGAUCCGCUCCAGCAACACCAUCGGCACCGUGUACGCCCCGACCAACGUGGGCUCCAGCACCUACGGCAAGCGGGAGCUGCAGUCAACCAACUACCUGCCGCUCUAGCCGGCCCUGAAGACCAGUAAACAACUCCAAUAUUUCAGCAAAUGUAACAUAACACAUUCUAAAAUCCGAUCGAAUUUAUUUAUUAAUUCAUGAAAUUUUAUUUUGUAUUUUGGAAAAAACAGUGAAAAACCAGUGCCUUUUGGACUUGACUGCACCGUGGUUUUAGCAUAAGAGCAACUGAUAGUGAGCUCCACUUUGGCUCUGUUCGGCACGUAAGGCUACGUCCUUCGGUUUGGCCCCACAAUGCAAUGGCAUGUGAAUAAAAUAUGACGUAUAAGGAGAAAGAAGAUUGCUCACAU
Messenger RNA from Sardina pilchardus (European sardine), 787 nucleotides. RefSeq names its product calcitonin gene-related peptide. The coding region runs from base 105 to 488 and encodes 127 amino acids. Gene Ontology annotation, molecular function: hormone activity. The transcript has 4 exons. Lineage: Eukaryota; Metazoa; Chordata; Actinopteri; Clupeiformes; Clupeidae. Gene Ontology annotation, cellular component: extracellular region. The record is from RefSeq and is a predicted model, not a curated record.